Messenger RNA from Cicer arietinum (chickpea), 1935 nucleotides. RefSeq names its product amino-acid permease BAT1 homolog. Gene Ontology annotation, biological process: transmembrane transport; gamma-aminobutyric acid transport. NCBI's taxonomy places the organism in Eukaryota, Viridiplantae, Streptophyta, Magnoliopsida, Fabales, Fabaceae. Gene Ontology annotation, cellular component: membrane. The record is from RefSeq and is a predicted model, not a curated record. Gene Ontology annotation, molecular function: L-glutamate transmembrane transporter activity; L-lysine transmembrane transporter activity; gamma-aminobutyric acid transmembrane transporter activity.
AUGAAAAAGAAACACUUAAGAGAGUGCCCGGGAAGGAGGGAAACACAUGACAUGAUUGUAGUAUAUGUAUGCGACGACUAAUCUCUUUAACGCGAACAAUCGUCUCAUUCAUUUUCAUUUUCCAUUCCCCAUUCUUCUUUUUUAUUUCUCUCUCUCUGUUUUGUUCCUUCGAGAUUAUUUCUAAAAAAAAAAAAAAACAAUGGGUUCAGCCACACAACUGAAUACAAACGGUUAUAACAAUAAUAUUUCACACGAUUCUGGCCAUGCUCGUCUUAACGAACUCGGUUACAAACAAGAGCUUAAGCGUGACCUUUCGGUCCUUUCAAAUUUUGCGUUUUCAUUUUCAAUAAUAUCAGUUCUGACUGGAGUAACCACACUUUACAACACUGGUUUGACCUAUGGAGGUCCUGUUUCAGUUGUAUAUGGAUGGAUAGUAGCUUCUUUUUUUACCAUGUUUGUUGCACUUUCAAUGGCUGAAAUUUGUUCAUCAUAUCCAACUUCGGGUGGUCUUUACUAUUGGAGUGCUAAGCUUGCUGGUCCUAAUUGGGCACCCUUUGCAUCCUGGAUUACUGGCUGGUUCAACAUAGUUGACCAGUGGGCAGUGACAACAAGUGUAGACUUUUCACUUGCACAGCUCAUUCAGGUUAUCAUUCUUCUUAGUACUGGUGGAAAAAAUGGUGGUGGUUAUGCAGGAUCUAAAUAUGUAACUAUUGCUUUUCAUGGUGGACUUUUGUUUGUACAUGGUAUAAUAAACAGCCUUCCAAUCUCAUUGUUAUCAUUCUUAGGACAAUUGGCUGCUUUCUGGAAUGUUCUAGGUGUUUGUGUGCUUAUGAUUAUCAUUCCAUCUGUUGCAACGGAAAGAGCUAGUGCCAAGUUUGUUUUCACUCAUUUCUAUAGUGAUAAUGGGGAAGGAAUCAAUAGUAAACCCUAUAUAUUUCUCGUGGGACUUCUAAUGAGCCAGUACACCCUAUCAGCAUAUGAUGCAUCAGCACAUAUGACAGAGGAAACCAAAAAUGCUGAUAUAAAUGGACCAAAAGGAAUAAUCAGUGCUGUUGGGAUAUCUAUCAUUGUUGGAUGGGGUUACAUUCUAGGAAUUACCUUUGCUGUUACUGACAUCCCUUACCUUUUGAAUGAAAAUAAUGAGGCUGGUGGAUAUGCCAUUGCAGAAGUAUUUUAUCUUGCAUUUAAGAGAAGAUAUGGCCAUGGAAUUGGUGGCAUUAUUUGCUUGGGAAUUGUGGCUGUUGCAAUAUUUUUCUGUGGUAUGAGUUCAAUUACCAGCAAUUCAAGGAUGGCUUAUGCUUUUUCAAGAGAUGGGGCCAUGCCAUUGUCAUCAUUGUGGCAUCAAGUUAACAAGCAGGAGGUCCCCAUAUAUGCUGUGUGGCUUUCUGUUUUUAUAUCAUUUUGCAUGGCACUAACGUCUCUUGGAAGCAUAGUGGCAUUUGAGGCUAUGGUGUCCAUAGCAACCAUUGGACUAUAUAUUGCCUAUGCAUUCCCUAUCUUCUUUAGGGUGACCUUGGCACGAAAGUAUUUUGUUGCAGGGCCUUUUAAUUUGGGUCGUUACGGAGUUAUUGUUGGUUGGAUUGCAGUUCUUUGGGUGAUGACUAUUUCUAUAUUAUUCUCAUUACCUGUUUCUUAUCCAAUAACCAUUGAGACACUUAACUAUACACCUGUUGCUGUUGGAUUAUUGCUUCUUCUUGUAAUUUCUUAUUGGAUAAUCAAUGGUAGACAUUGGUUUAAAGGCCCUAUCACUAAUAUACAAAAUUGAACUUGUGUGCAUAUUUAGUGAGUUGAACUUUAGUCAUUGUUGGAGAGUCAUUUUUCUUAUCAAUGUAAUAUACACGUCGUAAUAAUGUAUAAAUUAGGGAUGUGGAUAAUGCAACAUCAAGGCCCCCAUUUUGUUUUCCCUCAUUACUAUUGCAUUUAUUAUUGACUAGA